CGGCUUCCGGGCAGGGCUGUGGGCGGCAUUCUGCGGAAUGGGGUCUUGGCAGCGUUGGCUGCGUUUUGGCGGGGUGUCGCUCCGGAGUGGUGGCGGGGCCUGUGUCCCGCUUGGGGGAAGCCACUGGGUGUGUCGGCGCCAGUUAUCUGGCGCUGAAAAUGAGACCCUAAAACAAAGAAGAACACAAAUCAUGUCCCGAGGACUUCCAAAGCAGAAACCAAUAGAAGGUGUUAAACAAGUUAUAGUUGUGGCUUCUGGAAAGGGUGGAGUUGGAAAGUCUACAACAGCAGUUAACCUUGCACUUGGACUAGCAGCGAAUGAUUCGUCAAAGGAGAUUGGUUUGUUAGAUGUAGAUGUAUAUGGCCCAUCGAUUCCAAAGAUGAUGAAUCUGAAAGGAAAUCCAGAAUUAUCACAGAACAACCUAAUGAAGCCUCUUUUGAAUUAUGGUAUUGCUUGUAUGUCUAUGGGCUUCCUGGUUGAAGAGACUGCACCAGUUGUUUGGAGAGGCCUUAUGGUAAUGUCAGCCAUUGAAAAACUGUUGAGGCAGGUAGACUGGGGUCACCUGGACUAUUUAGUUGUUGACAUGCCACCAGGAACUGGAGAUGUGCAGUUAUCAGUCUCACAGAAUAUUCCCAUUUCAGGUGCUGUGAUUGUCUCCACACCCCAGGACAUUGCAUUGAUGGAUGCACACAAGGGUGCUGAGAUGUUUCGAAAAGUUCACGUGCCUGUUCUGGGCCUUGUUCAAAAUAUGAGUGUUUUCCAGUGUCCAAAAUGUAAACACAAGACUCAUAUUUUUGGUGCUGAUGGUGCAAGGAAACUAGCACAGAUCCUUGAUCUUGAUAUUCUAGGAGAUAUUCCUUUACAUCUUAAUAUAAGGGAAGCUUCAGAUACAGGCCAGCCGAUUGUAUUCUCACAGCCUGAAAGUGAUGAGGCCAAAGCUUACCUGAGGAUUGCUGCAGAAGUGGUCAGAAGAUUGCCACCGCCCUAGCUGGCUUGGCUCAGUGGAUAGAGCGUCAGCCUGCGAACUGAAGGGUCCCAGGUUCGAUUCCGGCCAAGGCACAUGCCUGGGUUGUGGGCUCGAUCCCCAGUAGGGGGUGUGCAGGAGGCAGCCAAUCAAUGAUUCUCUCUCAUCAUUGAUGUUUCUAUCUCUCGCUCCUUCUCCCUUCCUCUCUGAAAUCAAUAAAGAAAUAUAUAUUUAAAAGAAGAAGAAGAAGAAGAAGAUUGCCACCACCUCUGCAGUGACUCCCAGUUGUCCUGAAACUUACCUGCUGCAUGACAAGGAGACCUUUGGGAACAGCAGUGUGAUGGUAAUGCCUACAGAAACAAUAGCAAUCACAGAAGCAAUAGCAACCUUGUAUUUCUAAGGAGAUAAUGUCUUAUCUUCGGGUUUGAUUUGCCAAAUAAUGACUCACAAAUAAAGUUUUUGCAUAUCAGUGCUAAAUAUUACA
Myotis daubentonii (Daubenton's bat) is the source of this 1448-nucleotide messenger RNA. It is a transcript of the gene NUBPL, whose product is annotated as NUBP iron-sulfur cluster assembly factor, mitochondrial. Gene Ontology annotation, molecular function: ATP-dependent FeS chaperone activity; 4 iron, 4 sulfur cluster binding; ATP binding. Lineage: Eukaryota; Metazoa; Chordata; Mammalia; Chiroptera; Vespertilionidae. Gene Ontology annotation, cellular component: mitochondrion. Gene Ontology annotation, biological process: iron-sulfur cluster assembly; mitochondrial respiratory chain complex I assembly. The record is from RefSeq and is a predicted model, not a curated record.